Messenger RNA from Salvelinus fontinalis (brook trout), 11655 nucleotides. RefSeq names its product SH3 and multiple ankyrin repeat domains 2b (gene shank2b). Gene Ontology annotation, cellular component: dendritic spine; postsynaptic membrane; postsynaptic density. Bases 377 to 6007 code for a protein of 1876 amino acids. Gene Ontology annotation, molecular function: synaptic receptor adaptor activity; ionotropic glutamate receptor binding. The transcript is spliced from 25 exons. The record is from RefSeq and is a predicted model, not a curated record. Lineage: Eukaryota; Metazoa; Chordata; Actinopteri; Salmoniformes; Salmonidae.
GGUAAUGUUCAUCAUCCGCAUGUUUCCAAACCCUAUUACACCAUUUCCCCCAGAUACCCCGGGUGGCGGGCAAGCGAGCUCGGCAGAUGUACGGUAGUGCACACACCACUUUCCCUUUCUGAAAAGGGUACUGAAAACGGAAAAUAACGUUACCGUCGGUUUACCCGGUCCACGCUGCGGAGAAACACCUUUGGCAGUUUUUUGCUUUCCCUCCAAACGAAGGUGGAGAAGUAGAGGGGGACAAGUCGCGUACCUCCGGCUCCAAUCACUCCAAGGAUGGAUCCCACCACUUGGUACUGCCAAGGUCAUGGCAUUUGAUUUCAAGCUGCCCGUCAGUUUCUCGGCUGUCUGAAAACAACAAGUAGAAAAGAGUAUCAUGCCUCGGAGUCCUACGUCCAGUGAGGAGGAAAUGGCCCAGAGUGUCUCUGACGGGUCUGGAGGUUUUGAGACAGACAGCUCCAAGGAAGAGGCUGGCCAUGGAGGACUUGGAGGGGAAAGGGCCAGCAGAAGGACCGACAGGAGGGCAGAGAAGGAUAAGGCCGCCCGCAGGGAGUCACUGGUCUUCUGUGUGGUCAUCCCUGACCUGCAGCAGUCUACAUGUAUGAGGUUUAAACCCGAGGCCACCGUAUGGGUUGCUAAACAGCAGAUCCUGUGUACACUGACCCAGACGUUGAGGGACGUGCUGAACUAUGGCCUGUUUCAGCCCGCUGUGGAGGGCCGCAUGUCUGGUUUCCUGGACGAAGAGCGCCCCCUCAAAGACUACCCUACUCCCACCAGCAUCAAGGGGGUUCCAACUCUGGAGUUCCGUUACAAGAGCAGGGUCUACCAGCAGCCCAAUGUAAACGAAAAGCAGAUUGCCAAAAUCCACACGCAGGCCAACUAUAGGAAAUUCAUGGACCACAUUCAGCAUCACCAGCUGGAUAAAGUGGCAAAGAUGCUGGAGAAAGGCCUCGACCCCAACUAUCAUGACCCUGAUACUGGUGAAACUCCACUGACCUUCGCAGCCCACCUUUACGACGUGGAGCAGGUCAUCGUUGUAUUGAAACAAGGCGGUGCACAUCUGGACUUCAGGUCACAGGACGGGAUGACGGCUCUCCACCAUGCGGUCAGGGCCAAGAAUCAGGCCGCGCUGAAGGCUCUACUGGACCUGGGCGCAUCACCAGACUACAAGGACAGCCAGAGUCUGACCCCCCUCUACCAUACAGUCCUGGUGGAGGGAGACCCAAGCUGCUGUGAGCUGCUACUGAGGGCCCAUGCCACCAUCUCUUGCCAUGACGAAAACGGCUGGCACGAGAUACACCAGGCAUGUAGAUAUGGACAUGUCCAGCACCUGGAGCACCUGUUGUUCUACAGAGCAGAUAUAGGUGUCCAGAACGCUUCGGGAAACACGGCUCUACACAUCUGUGCUCUAUACAAGCAGGAACACUGUGCCAGAGUACUGCUUGUUCGUGGUGCCAACAAGGAAGUGAAGAACUACAGAAGCCAGACAUCAUUCCAGGUGGCCAUCAUCGCGGGGAACUUUGAAUUGGCAGAAUUAAUCAAGAAUCACAAAGAGACCGAUAUUGUGCCUUUCCGAGAGGCGCCGGCCCAACCUUCCCGGCGCAAGCAAGCCCCACGGAGCACCCUCGCUGCACCACGGCCGACGCUCUUGCGCUCCAACAGCGACAACAACCUGAACGUGAACAACCGGUCACCCCUGCCGUCCCCGAGCCACUCUCCCCUGCGUAGCCUCUCCCCCCGUCGGCCCCAGCAGCAGCAGAUGCCCAGCCCCAAUGGAACAGUCAGGACCAUGGGGAAGGGGGCUCCCCGCCCUCCCCGCUCACCUUCCCUUGGGCGCCUGGGGGAGGAAGCACGGAGACAGACCCCUCAGCGACAGCCCAGCCCACACAGGGGUCGAGAAGCUUUCUCUGAUGCCAUAGACAGCCAGGGGCCCAAGCGUAAGCUGUACAGUGCUGUGCCAGGGAAGCACUAUGUGGUGACCCAGUCCUACCAACCACAGGCCGAAGGAGAGAUCCCCCUGUACAAGAACGACAAGGUCAAAGUGCUCUCCAUAGGGGAAAGUGGUUUCUGGGAGGGCAGUGCCCGUGGUAACUUGGGGUGGUUCCCAGCAGAGUGUGUGGAGGAGAAUAUCCCUAAUCAAGUCCAGGAGGAGAAACCAUAUGCCAGGGCAGACAGAGCUGAGAGGAGGAAGCUCUUCAGGCACUACACUGUGGGAUCCUACGACAGCUUUGAUGCGUCAAGCGACUGUGUUAUUGACGAGAAGACGGUAGUUCUACAGAAGAAGGAUAACGAGGGAUUCGGGUUUGUGCUGCGAGGGGCGAAAGCGGACACGCCUAUCGAGGAGUUUACUCCCACCCCUGCCUUCCCCGCCUUGCAGUACCUGGAGUCUGUGGACGAGGGCGGAGUUGCGUGGCGGUCAGGGCUUCGCAACGGAGACUUCCUCAUUGAGGUGAACCAGGAAAAUGUGGUGAAGGUGGGCCACAAACAGGUGGUCAAUACGAUCCGACACGGGGGAAACCGGCUCAUCAUCAAAGUGGUGACGGUUAGCAGGAAUCUGGACCCUGAUGACACGGCCAGGAAGAAAGUACCCACACCUCCGCGUAGGGCUCCCUCCACUGCCCUGUCCAUGGCCAUGCGCUCCAAAUCCAUGACAUCAGAGCUGGAGGAGCUAGCCACUUUGAGGAAAAAAGUGACCGGUGAUGAUCAGUCUUCCGAUAGUGAGAGUCUAAAGAAGAGGAUCGUUUUCUCAGUCACUCUAAAUAAAGUGGACGAGAACAUGCCUCCUCAGAAGCCUAUGUGGGAGAACUCCAACGCUGACGUAAGGGUCGCUAACACAGUCAAGUCACGGCCCAACAGCAGGUGCUUCGCCAUGAGCCCCGAGAUGAAUUCCAUGUGUGAGAGCCAGGAUAUGCCGAUGCAGACCCAGACCCAGCCCCAACCCAGAGAGCCAGGCAGUCCCAGAGGUCGAGGACCCUACCUGGGGGUGCCAAACAGACAAGGGACCAUGAGACGACAGAAGUCCAUAGGAACAUCUGGAAUAACAGAAGAGGAGACCCCUCAAUUUCUGACGCCUCCUAUGUUGAAAUUCACCAGGAGCCUCUCCAUGCCGGACACAUCAGAGGACAUCCCACCCCCGCCCGCCAUCUCCCCUCCAUCUCCCCCUUACAACAACGUCCCCAACCCCCAGGGCAGAGGCUACGGCACCAUCAGACACUCUGCUCCUAAAGGCACCGCCCCAGAGCGAGGGGACCUCACCGCGGGCGGCAGCGAUGGGUGGAGGGAGCAGGGGGGUAUGUACUACAGAGAGCCCCAGUCAGAACAGUACCAGUCUGAGGACCACCACCACCAACAGGGAAGCCACAGCCCAGGCCAAGGCCUCACAGCCCAGCAGAGCUUCCUGAACCGCAGGGCCCAGAUCCCUGAGAACCCCUACUCAGACCUGGGGAAGAUGGGCAACCUGGGGCUGUUUGCCCCCAACAAGCCCCAGAGGAGGAAGGGCAUGCUGGUGAAGCAGGACAAGAUUGAGGACAGCCCUGAGAAGACCUGCACUAUAAAAAUCCCAACCAUCAUAAUCAAGGAGCCGUCUACAUCCAGCAGUGGCAAGAGUAGCCAGGGCAGCAGCAUGGAGAUAGAAACUGGCGCCCACGACCACCCGGGACAACUCCGGCCCGACGACGGACACAACCCCAGCAGCCCCUUUGCCACGGCCAUGGCGGGCGCCGUGCGAGAGCGCGAGAGGAGGAUGGUGGAGUCUCACCAGAACUCCCCAUCCUACAGGUUCACCGACCAGGGUGACGAAGACUCGCCUCCCGCCCCAACCCCUCGCCUCCGCCACUCCAAGUCCAUCGACGAAGGGAUGUUCAGUAGUGAUGAACGCCUGCGCCGCAUCAUGGCCCCGCCUGCCUCUCUCCUCAACAUCCACAGAGGAGGAGGCAAUGUGACGAACUUCAAUACCUCAGAGUCCAACAUGGUGAGGGAGCCACUCCACACCCGCACGGGUCACCACAGCCCGGUCAGUCUGCCAAACAAGACCUACACCUCCAGCAGCGGACACUAUGUCCACCCAGUAACUGGGAAGCCUCUGGACCCUAACUCCCCUCUUGCACUCGCUCUAGCUGCACGGGACCGGGCCAUGAGAGAGCAGUCCCAGCCUCUCCCACUGAAGACUGAGUUACCCAAACCUGACCUGAACAAGCCUCUGUUCAUCGACACUAAGCUAAGGACGGGCAUGGAUGGGAGUUUCUCCGCGACUGCCACCAUGGGUCGACCAGGCAGGGCAGGGCUUCGCAGGCAGAUGACCGAGGCCAAGUAUGAGACAGAGUCCAAAUACGACCACCCGCUGGCUAAGGACCAGGACAAGAGUCUAUCCCGGCCUGAGAGAGAAGAGGAGAAGAAGAACAUGUUGAUAGACAUCGUGGACACGUCUCAGCAGAAGUCUGCUGGUCUGCUGAUGGUUCACACCACUGACGGAGCCCGGUCUGAGGAGAACAGUCUGUCUGAGGGAGACAGGGACGGGGCAGUGAGUUCAGACAGCACCCCCAGCGAGCUCCGGGAUCCCAACCAACCUAACACCUCCAAAAUGUCCUCCCCUAACCCACAUAACUCCCACUCUAUGGGCCCUGGACCCAGAGGUAGUAAGACCAUGAUCACCGUCACCUCAGUAGAUGAGCCGGUCAAACUCCCCUUCGGCAUCCCCCCUCCGCCCUGCGUUCCCUCUGUUGACAUCGACGAUGACUUCUUCGCUGACCCACUGCCGCCGCCGCUGGAGUUCGCCAACAGCUUCGACAUCCCAGAGGACCAGAAGGGGGCGAUCGCUGAACUGCUCAAACAGCAUCGAAACGCUGGCAGAGCCCCAUCGUCUCUAGCUCCCUUCUACCCCCAUCAUGGUAACACCCCAAGCCACCCUGACCAGACGAUGAUCAAACGGCCUGCAGUGCUCACUAACUGUAUGCCCCCCAGCUUCCCCCCCAACGCCCUGGAGAGCUACGAGCCUAUCAGUGACUCUGGGAUCGAUGUGGAGCCAGACAGCCGCAGUAGUGGAGACCCUCAGAUGGAGACUACGAGCACUGUAUCCACUGUGUCCAGUAUCUCUACGCUGUCGUCAGACGGUGGCGAGGCGCUGGACAACACAUGCACAGUCUAUGCAGACGGACAGGCCUUUCUGGUGGACCGGACCUCAAAGCCAAAAAACAGGCAACCUGCCGCCAACAAGAGUAAUGCACUUUACAAGGACCCCGCCUUGAUGGAUAAAGAAGAGAACCUAAGAACUUUCGGGACGCCCUCCUCUGUCCCGCCACCUCCCCCCGGGGCUAGCGUCCUCUCAGAGCCCCCCAGAACACCAACGCAAAGGACCUCGAAGCUGUGGGGAGACCCGCCAGGCUCUAACCCCUAUGACAUGCAGAACAAGGACAAGACACCAAAGCCAGGGGACGGGAUAGACUCUUCUUCCUCGGGAUGUAGGACCGUUUUUGGAUCAAGGGCUCCAGACGGUGGGUCCCUUGCCUCAGGUACACAGCGGAAUACCACAGUCACUUUUGCUGCCCAGCUCGGCCCGAGCGUGCCGGCCCCAUCUCCGAAACGAGAGACAGAGAGUCUCCCCCACCACCGAGCCCCCAGCCCCAUCCUCUCUCCUCCAGACUCAGGCCUCGGCUGUGCCUCCUCCCUCCCCGCAACCUCCCCCACCCUCUCGGAUGUGUUCGGCCUGCCCACCCCCCCUCUCAGCCUGGGCACGGGGAGCAGCCGCUCACCGUCCCCUCUCACCCUCAUGCAGGCCGCCUCCAACAAGCCUUUUGCCACCAAGCCGGUUCUGAUGUGGAGCAAGCACGAUGUGGCCGACUGGUUGGAGAGCCUAAACCUGGCAGAGCACAGAGACACCUUCAUGGACAACGACAUCGAGGGCUCCCAUCUGCCCAGCCUGCAGAAGGACGACCUCAUAGAUCUCGGGGUGACCAGAGUCGGACAUCGGAUGAACAUAGAGAGAGCUUUGAAACUGCUGAUGGACAGAUGAGAAGAGAGGAUCGAGGUCUCUCAGUCUCCAACACAACAACUUCACGUCACCGUUUUAUUUUACGUUGACUUAUUUCAACUAUACCUACUGUAUAAUUCUUAUGAUGAUGCUUGUUUUGUUGACACUUAGAAAUAUCCUCAUGUAUCCUGAAGAAAGUGCAACUUGAAACAGCACUGCAGUUUCCUGAAUAAGCACAAGAGCCCCCCCCCCCCAGAGUGGGAUAGAGCGGUCCCAGGUGAGACAGAGCCGCGCUGUCAGUAGAAAGUAAGGAAGCCUGGGACCUGGCUGGGACCUGGCUGCGAUGUGGAAUACACUACACUAUCAAACAGAACAGCAGCCUAAUCACUACGGGACUUAAGGACUUUUGGAGUCAACCUCAUUUGAAUGCAAAACCAGAACCAGCUUUGCAGGGGUUUCAUUUUCUAUUGUAUCUCUGUUAGAAAGUAUGUGACUACUGAUCUCUGCAGGAAAAAAGGGUGGGAAUCUGCACUGCACAGGGCCGGCGCUAGAACAAAUCAGUUGGACGGGCACUUUUUUUUUCACGGGACCUCCUAUGUGUGUACGUGCUUGGCCUCAAGGUACCCCACCCCUUCAAGCUAAUCAAGCAGCCAAUCUGACUGCAACGUUCUAACAGUGUAAUUAAUACAUUUAAUAUACGCUAUCGCCAAAAUAAUCAUUUGGUUGUGUCUAUGAAGGUCUUACGUAACAUUAGAAUACAACAAAUAUAUUUCAAAAAACACACGAGCAUUUUCAUUAGUUUAUGUUCCGGUAGGAUGCGGUAUGUAAAAGCUGAAAAACACAACAACAAAAACACCCAAAUUCAAGUGUUCAAUAAAUUGUAUUCGUGGAGUGCCUUUGUUACAACUAUGAAACAGAAAGCAUAGGUGUGGGAACUCGGUAACAGCUUUUUUUUUAUAGCAACAAAAUAAAAAAUACCCCAACCACCAAGACGAUGAAAACGUCAGUAGCCUAAACAUAUAAGCGCCAAGUGUGCUUGAUAAAAUAGUGAAGAUCAUCACCAAGCAAUAAUGGCGUUAUAAUGAACAUACAGUAAGUGUCGAUGACAGCCGUAAGAAAGUUGGAGAAUGUCCAUCUCAUAUAAACAACGAAAGCGCUCGAGGCCUGCUCUUUCAGUGGUGACAUUUUGUGCUGAUAUUUGGCCUGUAGCAUUGUCACCGGCUUUGUUCUAGCGGUGCCAUCCCUUCCUCUCUCCUGUCUCACCGUUUCAUUUGUCGGUCCAUUCUGGCCUUUACGCCUCGGAGGUGUAGAUUCAACCCGAGGCUCAGAACCAGAAGAAGAAUCAUCAGAGAUUUCAUCACGAUUCAUUUCUUCCCCACCAUCUGAAUCAUUUUUCAUUCAGAUUUUGUAGCAACGCUUGCCAUGUUAAAUUACGCACGCUCUCACUGUCUACUCCAAGUAGGCCAGAAUAGACGGAAAAGACUGCUUGGUUUCGGGGAACUGAUAUUGGGUACAUACUAUUUUGAAGUUAUAAAUAGAAUAGAUCAAUACAAUAGAAUGUCCGCACUGUUCUUCAUUCGCAAUUGGUCGAUUAUAUAAUUAUGUAUUGUUCGCUGCCCCUUGCUUAUCAACUCACCCAUUCCCCACAUCAUACUCUACUUCAUUUAUUUAAUCUGUUGUUGUAAGUGUGAAAUUAGUUUCAGUAUAGUUUAGGGUCAGAUUCGAGACAGUUAUCGGGUUGGUUAUCAGCUGGGCAUGGCACUAUCAGGAGAAGAAGGGGAGCUGUCGGCAGGACAGUAGGCAAUUGGGUAAAACCAUUAUAAAACUGGUUCUGUUUGAUUCUAACAACAACAACAGUGUGUUUUAUAGACUUAUUUAGGCAAGGUCAAGGACGAAAGGGGGCAUAACUUUAUAAAUGGCAGAGUAGUGCAUGUUUUCAAUGAAUGAGCAGUCCAGAUGACUGCUUUAGCGGUUCUAGUGUGUGCUUUAUAGUAAAGACAUUCAGCUGUAAAAAUGUAUUACCUUUUAAUGUGGCAUGAACACAACCAGUCAUGAUGUUUUCAUCUGAUUGUCCAGCAAAUCACUUCAAGAAAUAGGUUACCUUCGUGCAUUCGUCCAAAAUAGCAUCCGAGCGAGCGAAACAGCGCCCCUCUGUCUUACUAUAUGUAGCCCAUGUAUCUGAUGCCGUCUGGCCAAAAGGAGUAUGACAUGCCAUGCUCUUUAAUUCCAGACACUGUCACAUACAUGGGCUGCACAUACUGAGACAGAGGGGCGCUGUUUCGCCUGCUCGGAUGCUUUAUCUGAGAUUGAUGCCGUCUUUAUGUCGGCGCGCGUCUCGGUCAAAUAAAUGAUACGCCACAGUGGACACGUUAUAAUACCCAUAAAAACACGGAAAUACUUCCAAUGGUUAUUACGACUUUAAUUUUAUCACGUCGUGAAUUUGACAGAAGAUACGAAUUCAUUGUGUUUGGUGUAGGCUUACCUUGUCGUGACGUUUUGAUAGCUGUGUAAUUCUCUCACGGACAAGGUGAGUUUUAUCAAUAUAUUCACCUCGAUUUUAAUAUAAUCAAUGUGCAAAGCUAGUUAUUGAUAAACAUUUACUUGUCCGGAGGGAUUUGCGCGGCUAUCAAAACGUCACUCCAAGGUAAGCCAACACAAAACACAGACCUUAUACGAAGUAGUUCUGACAUCACAGACACAAAAAUGAAUGGGGGAAAAAAUGAUUUCAACCAUUUCCUGGUUUUAUGACUCGUACCGUGUUACUCAAUAGUGCAAUUGCCCAUAACGCCGGCCAUGGCACUGCAGUGUGUGGAAUUCAUUUUUCUUUCUCUCCCUUUUUACCGGGAUGUAGUUUGAUUUGAGGGACAGUACAGUGUUUUCUCAGACAAAGGUAUUGCACAUUUCUACCCUGAAAGGGAGAUCACAUCAGAUGGAUUUCAAAAUAGGUACAGUAGCAAGUUGUUGCCCUUAGAUUUCACUUGCCAUGUUUUCAACAUACUUUCAAGUUUUAAUAUUUGUUUGUAGUUAUGUUUACUUGAGGAUGGAAAGUGGAACACAAUACAUAUUGAAAAUGUAAAUUCAGUUUAUAAAUCAUUAUACUGUCUUCCACAGGAAGCUGAAAUGUGUGCCAACAGCUCUCCCUACUGUUGUCUUCUGAACAUGACAUGGCAGAGAGAGCAGAGCUUGGCAGUCAGGGCUUUCCAAUCGUUAUCACCAACCAUCAUCCUUUCUUUCGCAGUCUUCUAUGUCCUCUGAGAGGAAUAAUACACACACUAUCACGUUAGGUUAUUACUAUACUCUGAACUGAUGUUUAGGGCUUUGGGAUUGAAGACUCAGGAAUGGGGAUGGGGUCAAUUUCAUUUCAUUUCAGGAAGUUAACUGAAAUUCCAAUUCUACAUUUUUUUCUCAUAGAGAAGCAUUGAAUAAAAUGUCCGUUUACUUCCUGAAUUUAAAAGGAAUUUACCUCAACACUGCAGAAUAGGCAUGUUUCUGAAGACGAAUAUCAGUCAAGUUUAUGCAACGAUGAGAAUAAGUAGACGAACAAACACUAAAGCUGGAAUUUCCUUUUCCCCUUCCUCUAGAACAGGAACAGUUCAACUUGUUUGGCAAUCGAAGAGAGGCAGAUACCUCAAAGAAUCAAGUUGCUAGAAAUGUUGUAUGAUUAUUGAAGUAUUAGAGAUGUAUUUAUUCUACGAUGGUGUUUUGUUGACGGGGAAGAAAGUUGUAGAUAUCCACAGAGCUCAACAUGAUGAUAGCUUCUUUGUAGAAUUAGGUAAUGCUUUUAGGGGAUUUUUUACUCCCAGCGACUGCUGUUCCGGAACACAUGGAGCUACAGGACAUUUGCUAAAAACCAUGUGCCAUUGGACUUCUUUGACAGGUCUCUUUUAUACGACACGUCUGAAACCGGGCCAAAUCCCAAAACGUUAUCACCAGAAUACGAAUGUCCUGAAAUGCAGCGUCAUUUCCCUCCAUGUCCUCAAGGCGAAGUCUCCUCCUACCAUCACCAGUCUAAAAAAAGGCAGGGAUUCACUCAUCGUAAUGUCGACGAGUUGAAAUGUAGUUUACACUCUCCACUGUGUUUUUUUUCUGAAACGGCCUGAAGUGGUAUUUUCCACUCAGUUUGCUUUGGGUUUAUAUCCAUGACCUUAACAGUGUAAACUUCUUGAUAUUUGAAAUUACCCCCAAAAACUAAAUGAGGGCGCUAGCUAAAAUAACAUCAGUAUUUCAUGAAACAUUCUUUUGGAUUGACAUCAUCAGAGCACAACAAAUUCAGUGUAUGGGUGGGGUGUGUGUGUGAUCUAAUGGUGUGACAGGGGGGGACAACAUACCUUGAUAUGACUAAUGACUGUCUGAUGACUUUGUAAAAAGAAAAGGUGUGAUGGUCCACAAUCAACAGGAUGUUGCCUAAAGCAUACUUCAUUUGUAUUUAUCUACGACCGUCUGCUGACUGUAGUAUGACCUCAUAACAGAGAAGUGAUAGUGUGACAGACUGCAGAGUAGUGCUUUGUCACCUGUCAGUUGUCACCGUUGACACGCGGGCACACUUUGAGAUGAGAUCUUAUGUUAAGAACCACAGGAACAAGAAAGACCACAGUAUUUUUGGAUUACGUAGAGAUAUUUUAAUAUUAGGGUAUACUCCUGUCCGUGUUGUUCGCCAUAUCAACCCUGAGCUGUGGUUAGGUUUUCCUAAAAGAAGAGAAAUAUGGUUAAGAAGCAAUAUAAUAUCAAAUCUGUUUCAAGUUGUUGUUUUUCUUAUUCUUUUCCAGGGGAAUAAUUAUACAUGUAACAGGAUUUCAAGUCUCUGUAUUUUUUAAAAUUGACAUAAAUAAUUGUGUUACAAUCCAUAUUCCUAUAGAGCAUAUUUGAAACGUUUAGCAAUUGAUAGUCAUGUAUUUACAAAGCCUCUGUAAUUAUUAAAAGCUGAUAUCAACUGAUUUGCAUAGUUUUUGCAUCAUGUGUGUAUAAAGGAAGAUUCUCAGGCUGUGCAUUUCUACACCAUUUGCUAUAGAAAGUGUUAUAUGACCACUAUAUGACCAAGAGAAAAACACACCACUGAAUGUGACUGUUGAUGUACAGUAGAGUUGAUGGCUGCACGUGCACUGAGGUCAUGUACAGGCCUAAAGGCUUAGUGGUGAAGCUGACUAGACCUAUAUACUUACUAAGGCAUCUGAAGCUCAGAGGUUCAAGGAAAUACAAUUAAUCAGGAGAUGGGGCUAUGCUUCUGUACCUUGGCAAACAUUUUAAAAGCUACUUUUCCUUGUUACUUUUUCCCGUAGGGCCACCGUAGUAUGCUGCCAAUGGAACGUAGCAUAGAAAUCCAGACUGAAUUCUGCUCUAUUUCUAGGUUUAUUUCACUCCACUGGGAAACAAUAGUGAAAUGGAGUACGAUGCAGUCUGGCUACAUUGGACAUGUUAAGAUGCCGUAAACUGACAGGUAUCAGCUCCAAACUUGAUGUCCUCUUGUUUUAUUCUUCAUAGAUACAGAAUCACUCUGCUUUUUGUCAAUGUCAUUUUCAUGCUAUCUAUGUUGCUGUAAUUUUAUGCUACAAAUAAUUCAUUUACUUUAGAGAAAAAUUUAUAUUAUUGAGAUCAAAGGAAAAUAAGUAUUUGUAACUGCACUUUCCCCUAAGUUCACAAACCAACAUUUUAUGGAGGUUAAUAAAUAUAAUAUUGCGCAAUAUUUGAUCACA